Rhopilema esculentum is the source of this 6949-nucleotide messenger RNA. RefSeq names its product outer dynein arm-docking complex subunit 2. Gene Ontology annotation, molecular function: protein binding. The record is from RefSeq and is a predicted model, not a curated record. NCBI's taxonomy places the organism in Eukaryota, Metazoa, Cnidaria, Scyphozoa, Rhizostomeae, Rhizostomatidae.
GAUAUUAUGUUGUUAUGGUAACACACUUAGGCCUGUUAGUAAGCCAAACUUGAAGAGGGCAACACGAAAGAAAAGUUGGUGCACGAUAAAUCAAGAACAACACAUCACUUAAUUCAAAUAGUCUCAAAAAGAAAAACUGUGAACUAUGGGUGCAACAUUGUCUAGCAGAGCUGAACUUACUUCAGCAAAUCCCAAAGAUGGUGGGAAAAUUGAAUUUUCACCUCACAAUGAAGCUCUGCUGAAUAAUAUCCUGCAUUACGUGGAAACUCUUACAACUGAGCAUCAAAAGGAAGCACAGGUUGUUUUUAAACAACCAUUUCAAUGGUCAACAGGCAUCAGACCCGUUGAUAUAGAAAACCACAUUUCUGCUAAAUCAUAUGAAACAAGUAAUGAAUUGAUAAAAUCUGAAGCAAAUAACAAUGGCGAGCCUCACCUAUCUAUAAAAAAGACACAAAAUGAGUGGAUCACCAAAGUAUAUACUUUUGAGCAAAUGGGAAAUCUUUUGAAUUUUGCUGGGGAGAAGAAGCUGGAGGAAAUACGUGCUUGCCUUGAAGCAAAUCGUGACCCUAUGGCGCUGAUAAUGGGGCCUGCGUUUGCGAAGGUCGAUAACAAUGACGAUGCCCUUUUGAAGGCCCAUGAAAUGGUUUCAAAAGCCCGAGCAGAUGGGUCUGAAGACACUGCUGAAAUAGAAGACCGUUUCCGGCUGCUCCUACUUAUAAAUCAGUUUGAUAUAAAAUUGCUUCAUUCGUCACUUAAAGAUAUCGCCAAAGACGUUAGAGUGAACCCUGCUUCUGUCGAGAGUGACUUCAACCUCAUCAAAGGUUUUUCUGGGUCAGAGACUGACCAUGCUGUGGAGCACAUCGACUGGAUGUUAUCAUACGUAUUUACCAAUGGUUGUCGUGCUCCUCCCUGGCGUCAAGUUCAUGGUGAUAUUGCAUAUAUCGAAGUGAAGACCAAAGAACAGGAGGUCUUCCCUUUAACAGCAUCCACCUCUGGCUACUACGUCAAUAAGGGAAUGAAGAAGGACGGCGAAAUAGAUUAUGCGAGGGAAAGCGACGUUUUUCCAAAUCUAAUUCAACUUCUAAAGGCAAAGAGCUCUCAUUUCGCUGACGUCAUCAACAGCAAGGAAUUUCGUCAUUACGCCGAAGAAAAGCCGGAAGAACAGUCUGGGGCUGUCACGGUUUCUGAAAAGCAGCAGGCAAUCGACAAAGAAGACACAGGCAGGGCAAAAAGCCCUGGUGAAGCUGUAAAUGCUCAGGGCAGGAAAGACAAAAGAAGGAAUGCAAAGGCGCAACAGAGCAAGAAGGAUUCAAAACAGAAAAGUUUUAAAGAACCUUCUCAAAAGUGGAAGCAAUUAAAUCUGGUUGUUGAAGCUGAUGAUUCUAAACCCAACAGAGGGGAGUCACGUGAUAAGGCAGAUAGGGACAGUGGCAGACAAUCGCAGGCAAAAGUAAAACAAUAUGGCAGAGCAACGCAUGAAAGCAUAAUGAAAGAUUUCAGUGAGAGCUCCUCUGAAAGUGAAGAAGAAGAAGAAUCGCAAGACAGAAGACAGGAGUCAAACGCUGACUUGCCCUCUGAAUAUUGGCAAAUACAGAAGCUGGUCAAAUAUUUGAAGGGUGGAAAUCAAACAGCAACGAUUAUUGCCUUGUGUGCAAUGCGGGACUUUAAUCUGGCGCAGGAGACUUGUCAGUUGGCCAUUCGGGAUGUUGGUGGCCUUGAAGUGCUUAUUAAUCUUCUGGAGACGAAUGAAAUCAAGUGUAAGAUUGGUGCUUUAAAAAUUUUAAAAGAAAUUUCAAAGAAUACCCAGAUCCGAAAGGCCAUUGCGGACCUCGGUGGAUUGCAAACUAUGGUGAAGAUUCUUCAAUCCAACAACAAGGAGUUAAAGUGCCUUGCUGCCGAAACGAUUGCAAAUGUCGCAAAAUUCAGACGAGCACGAAGAACUGUCCGUAAAUAUGGUGGAAUCCACAAAUUGGUGGCAUUACUUGACUGUGGUACCGUGUCAGCUGCCACUGAAAUUGACAUUAGCGUUGCACGUGCUGGGGCAAUGGCAUUGUGGAGCUGCAGCAAGAGUACAAAAAACAAGAAUGCCAUCAGAAAGGCAGGAGGCAUACCUUUGCUUGCUAAGCUUCUGAAAUCCAGCAAUGAAAGCAUGCUCAUCCCUGUUGUUGGUACUUUGCAGGAAUGUGCAACUGAGGAAAGCUACCGACUUGCCAUUCGGACAGAGGGCAUGAUUGAAGAUCUUGUGCUUAAUUUAAACAGCAACGAUCAGGAGCUGCAAAGACACUGUGCUAGUGCAAUAUUCAAGUGUGCCGAAGACGCUGAAACUCGAGAUCUUGUUCGCGAAUAUGGUGGCUUGGAUCCGUUAGUUUCCCUGCUGGCUAAUUCCGAGAACAAGGACUUGUUAGCUGCAGCUACGGGGGCGAUUUGGAAAUGUGCAAUCAGCGAAGAGAACGUGUUGCGUUUCCAAGAACUGAAAGCGAUUGAACAGUUGGUGACAUUGCUUAACGAUCAGCCUGAAGAGGUGCUGAUAAAUGUAGUUGGAGCGCUUGGAGAAUGUGCGAAAAUCUCGGCUAAUAGAACGUCGAUUAGAAAAGCUGGGGGAAUAUCUCCAAUGGUGAAUCUGUUGACUGGCACAAACCAACAGCUACUGGUCAAUGUUACGAGAGCAGUAGGCGAAGGUGCCAAAGAGCCAGACAACAUGGCAAUAAUUGAUCGCCUUGAUGGUGUUCGCCUUCUAUGGUCACUUCUAAAGUCAUCAAAUCCACAGGUUCAAGCUAGUGCAGCAUGGGCCAUUUGUCCAUGUAUUGAAAAUGCGAAGGAUGCGGGCGAGAUGGUUCGCUCCUUUGUUGGGGGCCUUGAACUCAUUGUGAGUCUGCUGAAGUCAGAAGAUAAGGAGGUUCUCGCAAGUGUUUGUGCUGCAAUUGCAAACAUUGCAAAAGACGAAGAGAACCUUGCGGUCAUCACUGAUCAUGGCGUUGUGCCAAUGCUUGCUCGGCUUACCAACACCGCCGAUGAUAAAUUGAGGCACCAUCUAGCCGAGGCAAUCGCAAGAUGCUGCACUUGGGGAAACAAUCGAGUAGCCUUUGGGCAGGCUGGUGCUGUCGCCCCACUUGUACAUUACUUGAAAUCCAAAAGUGCCAAUGUGCACAGGUCAACAGCCAAGGCUUUGUUUCAGUUGUCACGUGAUCCAGACAACUGCAUUGCAAUGCACAACAACGGUGUAGUCAAGCCUUUGCUGGCGAUGGUUGGAGCAUCGGACGACGUAUUACAAGAAGCAGCAGCUGGAUGCCUUGCAAAUAUACGAAAACUGGCCUUGGCAAACGAAAAAGCAAAAUAUCGUUAAGAUUAAUUUUUUCUGGCUUAUGUAUAUACCGAAGUAUCUUGUUAGUUUGUAAAUAAGUUGACCCAAGUAUUUCUUUAACCUAUUGCAGCUAUGACUGUCGAUGGCCUCCUGUUACUACUGUCUCAUAAUCAUUCAACUGAACUUCAUUCUAUCAAUUGUUUUUUUAAACAUUUCUUGUGGUCAAAAGUUAUCUGGCCACGUGUUUGAGAACAUGUGUUGCUUGUUGCGGUCUUGUUGGUUCACGUAAUAGUGCAGUCGUUGAAAUGAUGAACCAGGAACAAAUUGGUAGAAAAGCAAAACGUACAUCAUUUUACGUAGAAUAUUUUCCUGUAUAACAUAUCCAAAAUCGCCUAAAAUCCAACUUGGGGAAAAAUGUUUCUAGAACUUUUAAAAGCAUGAGCUUUUUGACCAUAUGCACAAUAUCAUCUGCCGAGGGAUUCUGUAAGAUAUGAAAAGCUUGCAACAAUUCAAGGCGUAAAUUCUGAAUUUGGAAGCUAAACAGGUAUUCGAGUCGACAAUUGAGAAAUAGAAUUGAGUAUCAGGGCCCGCACCACCAGAAGGGGGGCCGGAGAGGCCAUGGCCCCCUACUUUUUUGGUAAGCAAAAAUAUUUCCAUACAGGUCUUGUUUUGAAGCCUUAAAUUCAAGUUCAACGUAUAGAACUUGGCCCCUCCACCUUGAAUUUCGUGUCGUGGGCCCUGAGUAUAGGUUGAACAGUAGCAAAAUAAUUAAGUCUUGUUGCUAACCCGCCUAAAUUUUUGAAAAUUCUUGAUUAUAAACGAGAGUACUAAUUUUUCAACAAUUUUAUAGAUACAUAAAUUCUGUCUUUUAAGGACCUCUGGUAUCAAGACUGUCGAAACGACGCUUUAAACAUACAAAAAAACAGAAUUAAUUUCAAAUACUUUAAUAUCUAAUUUCAGGCAUUUUGGGCCUUUACGGGAGAAAGCCUUACCUGGAAUGACGCAUCAUUGUUAUAUAGUCAUUUGCAGCAUUAUCACAAAGGAAGCAAUAUUUUUCCUACUGAACUAAGUAAAAUUUGAUUGCAGUCUUUUAGAACAAGGUGUUGCGAUAACAUCGUAACUUUUUCAAAAUACCUUUCUUAGGUUAAGAAAGUCUCGACGACACUUUUAAUGAAAUAAAACGUUACCAAAUUGAGUUUUUUAACUCUCUGUUGAAUAAUUGUUUAAAUAAAGCCUUGCGUGUCUUUCACUGUGCUUUAUGAUAUUUGAGGUACCUUUUUCAUAACGUGUAUUGCCAUUCCAUUUUUAAAAACUAGCUUGCAUAUCACAAGGUUUUAAUCCACCAAGUUGCUUAGCGAUUCUGCCAUAUUUUAUCCAGAGAGUUUCCAGAAAAUGAGCCGUUCAUUUGUACUGAUUAUUAGGAAAUAAUGAUCUGUGUUGAUAUCGAAAUCACAAAAGGAAAUUACAUCUUUGGCUGGCAUGCCCCUAAUACCCAAAAAUAGCCCCUCCCCCGAGUAAAUUGCUAAGGCAUUGAGUAACUUUAUGUACCCUAAAAUAUUGAUAAAUAUACCUUGCUUAUGGUGCGUUAACGAAUAUCGUAUUUUGGUAUUCAAAAACUGCCUGUCGGUUAUAAAAUUCCCGCACCUGUUUUUAGAGAAAUCAGAAAAACUGACUACUUCCUUUUUUAGCACUCUUAUUUAUUUUCAGGCCUUGAAUACGAGAAUUCUUCCUUACGUAAAUCUACUUUUUGAAAAAAAAACAGAUUUCUUGCUUUUCUGAACAGAUGCCCUCAGUUGUGCUACAAUUACUUGAUUAUCGAAUGUGGCCUCGUGUAUCAUAUAAACCUCAAUAAAACUUUUGCCCACGGUCGAUUUUGGGCGAUUUUGAGUAUGUUAUAGAGAAAAUAAUUCUGCACUGGAUGGUGGAAAAUUCGCUUUUCUACCAUUUUUUCCCGGUUGACCUUAAAUUGAAUGCUGCACGACCUCAUUAUAAAGCAACAUUGCAAAAAUUUAUGCCAAAAUUCAAAAAUUUUCGUGCAAAAAUUUAUGAAAUUGCCCCGUUCAGUUAUUACGCAACUAUUCACCGCAUUGCACCGCCUUCUUUGGUCCUCUGUUCCUAGCCUGCAAUCCACUUGACAUCAGACUCAUAAUUAUUGCCAAGACCCGUAAACAAGCGCCAAAGUGUAGCUCAGUACAAAGAUUCGUGUGCGGCGAGAGCCAAUUUCUUUUGUAGCUAGUUUUUGUUAAAUUGCCUAUAGGAUAUUAACGAAAUUAUUCGAAUUCUUGUAGCAAAAUGGAAGAAUUCCGACUUUGAAAAUUGUAAAAACAUGACGUGCGGGAGACAAAUAGCUUCAACAAAUAACAACUAUUUUUCGUACUGUUUAUUAUUAAUUCUACUGCCUUUCGCAUUUCAUACCAGUUGUCGGUGUUAGAUGCUGACAAAGUUGCCUGCCAGGUUCCAGCAUUUUAAGCAUGCUAUUUAUUUGCAACCCAAUUCCAGGACACCGAACUCUUUUAAUGCUGUCCCACAAUAUGGGAGAAUUUGUGAAUUAAUUAAACAAGGUGAAGGAGUAUAUAUCUCUUUCCAAUUUUCGAACCCUGGAGUUGCAAAGUUUUUUGGUGUAUUAUCCUGGUAAAAGCAAUAAAGUUUUAACUGUUUUUCUCAUAAUUUUUCUUAUAAAGGUCUUAUCAGAAGAUUGAACCUUACAAAAAAUUGGCAAUACGCAAUACGAACGUAACCCAAAAUUUUCCAGUUAAAGAAUGCGAUGUAAUAAGAGAAUGAUGGGUAAUCAAGGCUAUUGUUUGCUGCAUUUGUCUCAAUAAAAUGUCACCUCGGCGUGAAAUGGUCGUUGCAUGGCAUUGUUUGUCUAGAUGCACAAGCCUCGAUUCAAAAGCCAAAAUAUUUUGUAUCAGGAAGCUGCUAUUAAUCUUAUUUUUGUUUCUCUCGAAGUGUAUGAAUAUUACGAAUCUCAUCUCAGUAUCACACAAAAAAUUUUAUGCUCAAGACAACUAAGUGACCAAUAAAAACUAUUUGGGAUUGUAAAACGGAAAACAUGCAAGAUCACCAAUUCAUUCUUUACAAAAUAACAAGUUCAUCUCGAUUUCUUUCAGGGGUUUGUGCCCAAAAAGGCCUCAUGUAUUUGUCCACGUUAGAGAAACAUCCCUCCAUGUGUUCAGUUACCGAGUUACCUAGAGCGAGGGGCAAGUCACUCCAAGAAAAUCUCGUACACCUUUUGUGAAAAUCCUAUUGUUUUAUCUGAAAAUCCCUGGAAAUCCUUUUGUUUCAGGGAAAAUCUCGUACGCUUCUUUCAAGAGUGAAUUGCCCCUCGACCUAGAGUGCCCAAACCAACGAGCAAGGUAUGGGAAUCUAAAGAUAUUUUCUGACGGUAAACAAAAGACCAUUAAAAACAAUUGAAGAAUUCAUUUAAAUUUGACGAGAGGGUACUAUGUCCGAAGAAGAACGAUAUUUUGCUGCCAAUCUUUUUUUUUAACUUAUUAUUCAUAUCAUGCAAGCUAAACACUAAUAAAUAUUAAUUUGUAUAAUAACUAAUCUAUUACCAUUAAAAUGAAGCCAUAAUCAUAAUUAUUUAUGCAUUUAAUUUAUAUAUUAAAAGUUCUAUUUACUAUAAAUUCUGUUUUUCGAAUGGAA